Molecule: messenger RNA, 831 nt
Organism: Lachancea fermentati
Lineage: Eukaryota; Fungi; Ascomycota; Saccharomycetes; Saccharomycetales; Saccharomycetaceae
Source: the annotation of a GenBank genome assembly
AUGGAAGCGCAUCCCGGCCCCCGGCCCACCGCCCACAGCGUCACGCUGCCCUCCAUCAAAAGCCUUCUCAACUCCAUCGACGCCGAGCCCGUGGCGCCGGGUAACCCCGAGCCCGCGUUCUCUGCGGGCCUCGCGCUGACGCCGGGCCCGGCCCCCACGCCGCUGGCCCAGCACCCGCCCGUCCGCCAGCCCGGCGCCGCCCAGCAAGCGCAGCUCCCCGCCGCCCAGCAAGCGCAGCUCCCCGCCGCCCAGCAAGCGCAGCUCCCCGCCGCCCAGCAAGCGCAGCUCCCCGCCGCCCACGCAGCGGCUCCGCCGCUGCGCGCCCAGCCGGCGCUGCCGGCCCACGCGCCCGCCCAGUGGGGCUACCCUCGAUACCACCCGUACGUUACCGCGGUCCACUACGAUCCGCAGUUUCGCGUCCCCGCUACUGCCGGCAGUAGCGCCGCGACGGAAUACGACAAGCACGCAGCCCGCCCCUCCAAGAAGGACGGCGGGUCGUCCCGUAGAACCAACUUACCAAAGGAAACCGUCGAUAUACUGAAUAACUGGCUGCUCUCGCACCUGAAUAACCCCUACCCGACGCCGCAAGAAAAACGCGAGUUGCUCAUCAAAACUGGCCUCAGUAAGGUCCAAUUGAGCAACUGGUUCAUCAACGUGCGUCGCAGAAAGAUCUUCAGCGACUACUACCAGCUGUCGCGCUCGGUGCGCCCCGCCGAGGCGGAGGACGGCUCGGACCCCGAGCUCGAAAAAAGGUUUGCGGCAAUCCCGCUCACGAGGAGGAAAAAACUGAUAGACCGCCUCGAGGAGCUCAAAAAGCUUUCGCAAGAUUAG